AAGUAGCCCGGCAACCUCAGGCAUGUGCUCUCAUAUACUACGGUGCGGCUCGAGGAGCAGCGGUCCAGAGGUUCACAUAUGCCGAGGUGUGGAAGACGGCUGUGGGGUUGGCCAAAGUCUUCGGUGAAAGACUGCGUUCGGUUGCUUGCUCGAAGAAGGGAGGUUCUGCCAUACCGAAAAGGCAGUCGGCGUGCUAGUCCAGGAGGGACCGAUGCUGCCCAUGAUCCAUCUCGCUGUUCUGCUGACGGAACCGGCAACGGCGAUGGUCCCGAUGGAUCCCGCAGAUCCCCGACUGCCUCUGGUGAUCCAGGACGUGUCGCCGGACCUGAUUGUUGCACAGGACGACGCAUACAAAGCAUUGGCUAGCGCAAUACAGCAGUGCCACAACGCUGAAAGAAGUCUGGGGAAUGGAGGGUGGCAGGGUCCGGGCCAAAUCACUGUGAGCGAAUCAGUAAAGGCAACUCAAACAUGGGAAAGAGAACGUCCCGACGCCAUGGGCUCGUUUUCCGUUGGUCUUCGGAAGUCAGAAGACGUUUCCCACAUUUACAUGACCAGCGGCUCUACAGGCAGGCCGAAAGGCUGUAUAUCUACACACGGCGCAUUAGCAUCGUAUUGCAGCGCGAAAAAUGUAGCACAUCAGGUUACGUCCGACAGCAUAUGCUUUGUGGCGUCCGCACCGAGCUUCGAUCCAUCAUAUGGGGACUUCAUGGCCAGCUGGAGCAUAGGUGCAACUGUAGCGAGCGCUGAUCGGCAAACCAUCUUCACGAUGCUGGGAGAGUGCCUGAAGGAGACAGGGGCAACGCAUGUCCUUACGACACCGUCUCUGUUCAACACUAUCUUGCACGACAAGCUUGGGCCGAAAGACUUACCAGCGCUUCGCACGAUAGCAUUAGGCGGGGAACCGAUGUCGCUGGAAACUGUGAGGGUCUGGGCCGAUGCGGCACGGCUCAUCAACACUUAUGGUGUCACGGAAUGCUGUGUAUAUCAAGCCUAUGCCAUCGUUCGAGACGCGGCGUCGCGCAAAUUGAUUGGCGAAGCAUUAGAAGGAAACACCCUCCUCGUCAUGACAAACAACGGAGAGCUAGAGAUGCUUGCUGACACCGACCCUGCCGCCAUGCUCGCCGUCACACCUGGGAAAGAAAGCACCGGAGAGCUCUGGAUUGCUGGGAAGCAAGUAGGCGUCGGCUACCUGAAUCGAUCAGAGCUCACCCAGAAGAAAUUCAUACAUCACCCUACACUUGGACGCUGCUUCCGUACAGGAGAUGUGGUCAAGGUCUUCUCGCAGGACGGGAAAGACCACAUGAGAUUGUUGGGAAGGUUGGACCAUCAAGUAAAAAUCUCAGGGCAGCGCGUAGAUCUCGAAGAAUGCGAGGUCGCUUUGCUUGCGUGUGCGACGGAUAUUCUGCUGUCGCAAGCGGCAGUAGUUUUACAUCAAGAGACGAAACAGCUUGUGGCAUUCUGCGUACCUCAAGACGCCGAAGGAAUCUUUACCGACGAUCAUCAUCAGCGCAUGUUGAUUGAGUUGCUCCGGACGCUGAGCGCAGAACGUCUUCCGCGGCAUAUGAUUCCCUCUCGAUUCAUCUUUGUUAAAGAGUUACCGCAAACAAGCACGGGCAAAAUCGCAAGAACGAGUCAGGCCAAACAGCCUCUGCCGUUUCUGAACGGUGAAUCGAUUGACAAUGAGGAGACAUACGGAGGGUGGACUGCUGCGAUCGAGAAGGUGUGGAAAAAAGAAAUGGGAUUUGCGGCUUCAGCUCGACUGGGGAACCUAGCGCAUUUCCAGGAACAUGGAGGCGAUUCCCUCACAGCGUUGCGGAUAUGCAAAGAAUUGGCAAAUGUAGCUGGCGGCUUGAAAUCUCAACAAACUUCAAAAGAAGAAUCCGAUGGCACAUUUGGAGAGCUUUUGGGUCAGCUUGCACCGGCAGAGUUGCUGAAGAGGCCGGUUUUGGGGAGUUUCGCGCGAUAUAUACAAGAGUGCUUCGGAAGCCUGGACCCAGACUCUCAAUCGCAAUUGCGUGAGAUAUCGGAUGAGGGCAGGACAAUCAAGAUUACCGAUAUAUUCUCAGCUGCUGGCGCUGGUGCGACAGCCAUUGUACGAUUCUUCGUACAAAAACGGGGAGUCGAUCCAGGAGGUGGCGCGGCACAGGACAACCUUCGCCUCGCUACACCCCUACAUUGCGCAUGCUUGAACGGACAUGUAGACACAGCGCGAUAUCUCUUGGAAGCUGGCGCAAAUCCAGGAGCGAUCGACACACACGGACGGACACCGUUCCAUCUCGCCUGUCAAAGCGGGAGCCUCCCUCUCGUCUCGGUCCUGAAUGACGCAUACAAACCAAGCAACAAGAAAGGCACGGUAUCCCUCUUCCUUCGCCAAGACACCUCCGGCCAAUCUCCACUCCACUACGCCGCCCGCGCAGGAGCCCCAUCAUCCAUCCUCGAACUCCUCCUCUCCAAAUCCCCCAAACCCGAGUUGUUUCUCGAGCUCCGUGACGAAUGGAGGCGGACAGCGCUCCAUUGGGCGGUCGUCAACGGACACCGGAACGCCGCGCAGACGUUGCUGGCGUGGGGCGGUGACCGGCAAGCGGUCGAUUCGGCGGGAGAGACGCCUUUGGAUGUUGCGGAGCGGAGAGCGAGAUGUGGGGCGAAUGAAAGGCAGGCUGGCGUGGGCGCGAGCGUUUUUGGCGAUAUCGCAAAAUUGUUGGGAGGCAGUGGGGCGACGAAAAAUGUUAGCAGGUUUUCUUAGGGUAAAUUUGUAGGAUGUUCGCGUAGGGCGUAUAAUGUAUAUUGGCAUUUGCUUUCCGUUUCGAUUUCUUCGCGGUCAUGUGAAGAUUUUCCUCUCUCCCUCUCAUGGUGGGUGCGGACUUGAGACAAUUCAUCAUAUUCCAAGAUUUCUCUGCGCCGAAUGCUGGUCGCCCAAUCUACAUCUGGCUACACCGACCUCCCCGAUGACAUAAAUGUAGCUUGCCAAUGAUGAAGGCGGACGGGUGGGCGGACUCCAUUGGGAUUCAGU
Molecule: messenger RNA, 3010 nt
Organism: Fimicolochytrium jonesii
Lineage: Eukaryota; Fungi; Chytridiomycota; Chytridiomycetes; Spizellomycetales; Powellomycetaceae
Exons: 4
Coding region: 212-2743 (843 amino acids)
Biological process (GO): amino acid activation for nonribosomal peptide biosynthetic process; secondary metabolite biosynthetic process
Cellular component (GO): cytoplasm
Molecular function (GO): phosphopantetheine binding; protein binding
Source: RefSeq, a predicted model, not a curated record